Molecule: messenger RNA, 966 nt
Organism: Odocoileus virginianus texanus
Lineage: Eukaryota; Metazoa; Chordata; Mammalia; Artiodactyla; Cervidae
Gene: GPR32
Product: G protein-coupled receptor 32
Biological process (GO): positive regulation of cytosolic calcium ion concentration; phospholipase C-activating G protein-coupled receptor signaling pathway; complement receptor mediated signaling pathway
Cellular component (GO): plasma membrane
Molecular function (GO): complement receptor activity; N-formyl peptide receptor activity
Source: RefSeq, a predicted model, not a curated record
AUGAAUCCUGCCCCUGAGCCCGAGUGCCAGCCUGAGAUGAUCCAGGGCCUCCGCCAGCUGACCAUCGCUGUGCUGUCUGUGUCCUUUGCGGUUGGCGUGGUGGCCAACGGGCUGGUGCUCUGGAUGAUGGCUUUCCGAAUGCCGCGCUCUGUUACCACCAUCUGGUUCUCCAACCUGGCCUCUGCAGACUUCAUGGCCUUACUGCACUUGCCGGUCAGCAUAUACAGCGUGGUCACUGGCCAGUGGCCCCUCACAGCUGCAGCCUGCAAGCUCUACAUGGCCUUCUUGGCCGUCAGCUGCUUCACCAGCAUCUGGUUCCUGGUCCUCAUCUCCCUGGACCGCUGCGUCUCCGUCGUUCACCCGGUCUGGUCCCGCCACCACCGCACGGCACAGCGAGCAGCCUGGCUGGCUGUGUGUGUGUGGCUCCUGGCUCUUGUCGCUUGCUCUCCAAACUUGAUUUUCCGAGACACUGAAAAACAGAAGGGAUGUGGACACUGCACCUUCAAGUUUACCACUAAGGCCAGGGAUGACUCCAAGGCUGUGGAGGGGAAAGUCGCUGUGACCCUCAUUCACAUCCUGCUGGGCUUCCUGGCACCCUUGGCGAUCAUCAGUACCUGUGCCCACCUCAUCCGCACCCGGCUUCGGCCGUAGGGCUGUGCCUAUGCCCGCUGGCCAAAGAGGCUGCUGCUCGUGCUGGCGAGCUUUUUUGCCUUCUGGUUCCCGUUUAACACGGUGCUGGUGGUCCGACUGUGGCAGUGGCAAGCCGAAAAUAAGCUGCAGCCCAUCAUCUGGGCUACCUUCUCCCUGGGUUGUUUCAACAGCUGCCUCAACACUUUCCUCUAUGUCUUCAUUGGCAGAGAUUUCCAAGAGAAGUUUUUUCAGUCUUUACCUUCCGUCUUGGCCCGGGCAUUUGGCGAGGAGGGCUUUUUCUCAGCCUGUCCCCAAGGUGAAGCCCCCAGGAGAUGA